AUGUUGGCAAGGACAGAAACGGGCUCUGAUGAAGAGCCAUCCAAGAUAUCGUUCUUUGACUACAUAAUUUGUGGAGGUGGUACGGCAGGUUGCCUCAUCGCUGCACGUAUAGCGUCUCAAGGCGAGGCCACAGUCCUACUGAUUGAGGCUGGCCGGGAUGUGGACGAAUCGCCAGACGCACUCAUUCCUGGCAAGUUCGUGCACCAGCUGUAUGGCGGAGACACCGGAGGAAUAUGGCAGAUACCCAGUGUGCCGCAAAAGGAGCUGAACAAUCGAGAAAUCGUGUUCUUGAGGGGGAAGCAGCUCGGUGGAACGUCAGCCGUGAACUAUAUGGCCCUCGCACGAGGCCCAGCUGUCGACUAUGAUGAAUGGGCUCGCCGAACGGGCGAUGAAUCGUGGGAAUGGAACAACAUCUUGCCAGUAAUGAAGGAACUGGAAGACUUUCAACCACAGCGACCAGAGGGCUUCGAGCAGUAUGCAAGCCCAGACUCGGCGAACCACGGCGUGGGAGGACCGCUCAGGAUUGGAUUUGGCGAUGUCAUGACACCCGGAGUCGAGAUGUUUUUCCGAGCUUGCCACGAAGUAGGGAUCGAGACCUGCCCAGACAACAACUCGGGAAACCCAGUAGGCGUCGGCCUUGCGCAGUUCAACAACGCGGGCGGCGUCAGAUCAUACGCAGCCAACCGCUUUCUCGAUCAAGACACCCGACGGCAACUUUCAAAUCUUGAAAUCUUCACCCGUACUGCGGUCGACAAAAUCAUUUGUCAGGGCACGCCGCCAACAGCGAUUGGUGUCGAGAUAUCCAACCAGGUCAGCGGGGUCAAGUCCCGCGUUUUCUGUCGCCGGGAGGUGGUCCUAUGUCAAGGAACCUUCGGAUCUCCCCAGACCCUGAUGCUUUCCGGAAUUGGACCCCGACCGCACCUCGAAAGCUUCGACAUAGGGUGCAUAGUGAACAACCCAAACGUCGGCCGAAACAUGCUCGACCACAGCAUUCUGACCUUGGAAUAUUUGGUGGAUGAUGACAAUGCCGCUCAUAACCAGAUUUUUGAGAGCCCUGAACUACUUGCCGAAGCAGAUCUGCAGUACGCCAGGGACAAAACAGGGCCGCAUAACGUUUUCGGAACCAGUGGCACUGUAGCAUUUCCCAAACUCGAGGCGCUGUUUCGAAGUACAGAAUUCGAAGACCUGGACGAAGACACUAAAUCUUUCAUGCUGGAGCCCACGCGGCCCAAUGCCGAAAUCUGGCUAGGAUCGGGGCCGGUGGCCUUCCCAGGAGAUCCAGGAGCCGUUUACAUGCAUCACGAGCUUCUUCUCCAAAACAACCUUUCACGCGGUACAGUGUGCCUGAAGUCAGCAGACCCAAGGGAUCCCCCAGAAAUCAACCCUCAUUUCUUCGAGCAUCCGUACGACCAAAGAAUUGCGUUGGAAACUGUGAAGCUGGCCAUGAAGAUUUCCGAGGCUGAUGCGUACAAGUCGUACAUUCGCGAGGUCGUGCAUGCCCCGAGCGGCAACGAUGAUACCACCAUUCGGGCGUUCAUCCGCCAAAAUCUCGGUCAAGGUUAUCACAGUAUGGGAACCUGCAAGAUGGGGUCUGACAGUGAUCCAGAUGCCGUUGUAGACACGGAUUUCAGAGUGAUCGGGGUACAAGGACUUCGCGUUGCCGACCUAUCGGUGUGCCCAAUUCUGACUUGCAAUCAUACACAGAUCAAUGCUUAUCUCGUCGGUGAACGUUGCGCUCGGAAGGUACUGCAGUCUCUCCAGGCGAAAGGAGGUGGCUGUCAGAGCUCGCUGGGUUGCCUUUGA
Messenger RNA from Cladophialophora yegresii CBS 114405, 1803 nucleotides. RefSeq lists its product as uncharacterized. Bases 1 to 1803 code for a protein of 600 amino acids. The record is from RefSeq and is a predicted model, not a curated record. The transcript has a single exon. Gene Ontology annotation, molecular function: flavin adenine dinucleotide binding; oxidoreductase activity, acting on CH-OH group of donors. Lineage: Eukaryota; Fungi; Ascomycota; Eurotiomycetes; Chaetothyriales; Herpotrichiellaceae.